CUUCCGCGAGUCCUGAUCAUCGGCGCUGGCUCUCGCGGCACUGCUUACGCUCGGGCCGUGUCAGAAUCUGGACAGGGCAUUGUAGCUGCUGUGGCAGAACCAAUAGCUUUCAAGCGCGACCUGUUAGGGUCCAAGUACAUCUGGAACUCGACCAAGGGGCCUGCAGAAGGACAAGAGUUCAACGAUUGGAAACACUUNUUGCAAUGGGAAACAAAACGCCGAAGUGACGCUGCUGCUGGCCGCCAAGUCCCUCCUGCUAUUGACGCCAUAUUCAUCUGUAUACUUGACGAACAGCAUGCAGAAGUCAUCACAGCUUUAGGUCAUCUUUCAAUUCACACGCUCUGUGAGAAGCCGUUGGCUACAACACUGAAAGACUGUAUGGCCAUAUCAGCAGCCAUGUCUUCUCAACAAGGAGGUCAAUCUGCUAUUUUUGGCGUUGGACAUGUACUUCGCUACAGCCCACACAAUAUGCUACUACGCAAAUUGGUCCUCGAAGAGCAAGUGAUCGGCCCUGUGCUUUCUAUGGAGCAUACCGAGCCUGUCGGUAACUGGCACUUCACUCACAGCUAUGUCAGGGGCAAUUGGAGGAAAGAGUCCACAACAGCCCCGUCAUUACUAACAAAAUCAUGCCAUGAUAUUGACUUCUUGUUGUGGAUGUUAUGUUCGCCGGCUCCAGGAUCAAAUCAUCCUCCACAUGUCCCGUCAUCAGUGGCUUCGUUUGGCUCUCUGAAACAGUUCCAAAAGGCUCGGAAACCUGCGAGUGCAGACACUGCCACGAACUGCCUGCAAUGUCCAAUCGAAAAGACUUGUACCUACAGCGCUCCGAGGAUAUACUAUGACAAUCAGCUUGCCAAAGGUAACACUGACUGGCCAGUCAAUAUUGUCAAUCCGGAGAUCGAAGCCUGCUACAACGACCAUGGUAAGGAUACGGCAAAGGACAUGUUAUUCAAAACACUUGAAGUCGAUUACGAUGAUGACACGCCGCCUGAGGAGAUACACAAACGUCCGUGGUUUGGGAGAUGCGUUUGGGAAUCCGAGAAUGAUGUGUGCGAUGAUCAGUUUGUCCUUCUUUCCUGGAACGACGACCCUUUGAUUGGAACAUCGGACACCAGCCUGCCUAGCCCUAAGGUCAACGAAACACCAGCUAGAAUGGCCAAGACUGCAUCCUUCCACAUGAUCGCUCAGACCGAGAAACAAUGUGAGCGGCGAGGCCGAAUCUAUGGCGAGAAGGGAGAGAUCUCCUACGAUGGAACCCUAAUCACGAUUUACGACUUCUCGACUAGCCAGUUCUCAAACCAUCGUCCGCAUAGACCUGGUGGAGGUCAUGGUGGUGGUGACUACGGACUGGCAACUCAGUUUCUCAAGGCCGUCAAUGCUGUAAAGUCCAAGGAGUUGUCGAUUGAGCAAGCUCAGAUUCAACACCUUGGA
Aureobasidium vineae is the source of this 1428-nucleotide messenger RNA. The record is from the annotation of a GenBank genome assembly. Lineage: Eukaryota; Fungi; Ascomycota; Dothideomycetes; Dothideales; Saccotheciaceae.